Messenger RNA from Dothidotthia symphoricarpi CBS 119687, 1443 nucleotides. Its product is annotated as delta-9 fatty acid desaturas-like protein. The record is from RefSeq and is a predicted model, not a curated record. Lineage: Eukaryota; Fungi; Ascomycota; Dothideomycetes; Pleosporales; Dothidotthiaceae. Gene Ontology annotation, biological process: unsaturated fatty acid biosynthetic process. The transcript has 2 exons. Gene Ontology annotation, cellular component: endoplasmic reticulum membrane. Bases 1 to 1443 code for a protein of 480 amino acids. Gene Ontology annotation, molecular function: stearoyl-CoA 9-desaturase activity; iron ion binding; heme binding.
AUGCCUUCCCACCAGGCCGUCUCUGGCGAUCUCGCCAUUGACCCCAAGUUUGUGUCGCAGCCCUCUCCCAUGGCUAGCACCUCGGAGCCCAACCGCGACCCCAAGUACGACCCUAAGAAGCCACACAUCGCCGACACGCCCCUCACAAGGGCCAACUGGCACCAGCACGUCAACUGGUUCAAUGUCUUCGCUAUCAUUGGCAUCCCUAUGGCUGGUUGCGUCGCUGCCCUCUGGACACCUCUACAAUGGAAGACAGCCGCAUGGGCCGUCAUCUACUACUUCUGGACCGGUCUCGGAAUCACCGCUGGUUACCAUCGUCUCUGGGCACACAAGUCGUACAACGCCUCCUUGCCAUUGAGCAUUUUCCUCGCUGCCGUUGGCGGUGGUGCCGUCGAGGGCUCCAUCCGCUGGUGGAGCCGUGACCACCGUGCCCAUCACCGUUACACCGACACCCCCAAGGACCCGUACAGUGUCCGCAAGGGCCUUCUCUACAGCCACAUUGGAUGGAUGGUCAUGAAGCAGAACCCCAAGGCUAUCGGCCGCACCGACAUUACCGAUCUGAACGAAGACCCCGUUGUCGUCUGGCAGCACAAGCACUACGUCAAGGUCCUCCUCACCAUGGGCCUUGUCUUCCCUAUGGCUGUUGCUGGACUUGGUUGGGGUGACUGGCAAGGUGGUUUCAUCUACGCUGGUAUCCUGCGCAUCUUCUUCGUUCAACAAGCUACCUUCUGCGUCAACUCUCUCGCUCAUUGGCUCGGCGACCAGCCAUUCGACGACCGCAACAGCCCCAGGGAUCACGUCAUCACCGCCCUUGUCACCCUUGGCGAGGGAUACCAUAACUUCCACCACGAGUUCCCCUCCGACUACCGCAACGCCAUCGAGUGGCACCAGUAUGACCCUACCAAGUGGUCCAUCUGGCUCUGGAGCAAGCUCGGCCUCGCCUCCAACCUCAAGCAGUUCCGCGCCAACGAGAUCGAGAAGGGUCGUGUUCAACAACUCCAGAAGAAGAUUGACCAGAAGCGCUCCAAGCUCGACUGGGGUGUUCCUCUUGACCAGCUUCCUGUCAUCGAGUGGGACGACUACGUCGAGCAGGCCAAGAACGGACGUGGUUUGGUCGCUGUUGCUGGUGUUGUCCACGACGUUACCGACUUCAUCGCUGAGCACCCUGGUGGCAAGACUCUCAUCAAGAGCGGUAUCGGAAAGGAUGCUACUGCCAUGUUCAACGGUGGUGUGUACUUCCACUCGAACGCUGCCCACAACCUUCUCUCCACAAUGAGAGUAGGUGUCAUUCGCGGUGGUUGCGAAGUUGAGAUCUGGAAGCGCGCCCAACGGGAGAACAAGGACGUCAACAUCGCCAAGGACGAUGCUGGCAACGCCAUCAUCCGGGCAGGUAACCAGAUCACCAAGGUCCAGCAACCCGUCGCCAGUGCCAGUGCGGCAUAG